This is a messenger RNA of Mugil cephalus (flathead mullet), 2926 nucleotides long. RefSeq names its product piggyBac transposable element-derived protein 3-like. NCBI's taxonomy places the organism in Eukaryota, Metazoa, Chordata, Actinopteri, Mugiliformes, Mugilidae. The transcript has 6 exons. The coding region runs from base 117 to 2780 and encodes 887 amino acids. The record is from RefSeq and is a predicted model, not a curated record.
CACCGGAAGUAGCAGUGAGCUGCUUGUUGCUAGCGGGGUUUCGCUUCUCGUAGCGUUUUAUUUGAAAUUGAGCUGUUUCAGUUUCUUAACGAUGACUAAACCCCGCAGUUAAAAAAAUGGCCUUGCGCAGCUCGGGAACCUGUUGCGCGGUUCGCGGUUGCACCAACAACCAAACAAAGUUAAAUCUGUGGCUAAAAGAGCAAUGUUUUGAACACGCACCCCAGACUAAGAGAGAGUGUUGCUGCGAGAAUCGGUUCAGUUUCCACCGCCUGCCCAAGGAUGAGGAGCACAGGAGGAUGUGGCUGAAAAACCUCAACCUAAAGAAGCCACCGCAGACGUUGUACGUGUGCUCGUUUCAUUUCGUGGACAAAAAGCCCACAGAGGAAAACCCGCAUCCUACUUUGUGGUUGGGAUAUGUGAAAUCACUGGAGAUGUUUGACAGCAGUGUCACAAGAACAUCAGCAGACGUCUCGCAGCAUCAUGGCCAUAAUGAGGAGGAGGUUCUCGCUGAGCAGCAGCUCUUUAACCAAGACAGAAACUCCAAUUUUGAUCAGAAGGAACCAGAACACCUACAGAUUAAAGAAGAAGAGCAGGAGGAACCGGAGGCUCUGCAGAUUAAAGAGGAAGAGGAUGAAUUCUUCACCAGUCAGGAAGAGGAGCAGCUAAUACUGAAGCAGGAGAUUGAUACCGUCAUGGUGACUUAUGAGGAAAACGACCUGCUCCCCUCUGAUGACUCUCCUGUGGCCGAGCAUCAGGAUCACAAAGAAAAAGAGAAAAACACUUUACAGAGAAAUUUCAAGAUGGCGGCGAUCACAUCAGAAAAAUCAGUCAGCCAGAUCCGACCAAAAUGUCCACAAGACCGUAUUCCUCUGUCAAACGUAGCACUGGAGUCAAAUGCUGGGGUCACCUCGGAGGUAGAGGAGUUGUCGGACGUCGAUGACGCCGCGGAGUACGCGGAUUACCGUCCUCGACGAGAGGAGCCAAGCACCACUGAGGAGGAGAGUAGUGGGAACGAGGACCCCGUUCCACAGCCCACGGAGGCUAGCCGGGGACGCAAACGUCUCCGUUGUGAAACUGAUGGUUAUCUUUCAGACUGUAGCACUUCCAAUUCCCGCACUCCCGGACACUGGACUCAGCAGAUUGAGUCCGAUGACUCGAACGACGAUGACGAGGAGCCAACACCAGGGCCAAGCUUUCAGGGACAACCCAAACACGGACAUGGAUUGUGCUGGAGAGCUGCUGAAUUGAUCCCAAACCUGGCCCAGUUUGAACCUGGGGGCAAAACCGAGCAGGACAGAGAAGGCUGGACCCCUCUGGACUAUGUCAACCAGUACAUUGAUAGAGACCUAAUGGAACAUAUUGUUUACUGCUCCAAUGUUAUGGCAUUCGCUCGGAGUGGGUACCCGCUGAACACGUCGGUGGACGAGAUGUAUCAUUUCUUUGGUGCCUCGAUCUUGAUGUCCUGCGUCCCGUACCCACGGCUCCGGAUGUACUGGUGCAGCGUGUUAAGGUUCCCGGCCAUCACAGAAAGAUUCACGCGCGGCAGAUUUUUCAAACUGAGGCAGUCGAUAAAGGUGGUCGUUGACGACGAGAUUCCAGAAGUCCUGAGGGAAUGUGACAAAUUCUGGAAGGUGAGGCCUUUUCUGGACCGGAUCCUGGAAGGCUGCAAGUCUCAGGCAAGGCCCGAGUGCGUCGCUAUUGCCGAGCAGAUGAUUCCGUUUACGGGAGCCUGCCCGUGUCGACAGUAUCUGCCACUGAAUCCCAAUCCAGUUGGCAUGAAGAACUUUGUUUGUGCUUCGCCGGAAGGGAUCGUGCUUGACUUUGAACUGUAUCAGGGUGCAGAUGCACUGACUGCACAGGUCCAGGAACCAGGGCGACUGGGUUUGGGAGGCUUGGUCGUCGAUCGUCUGUCGGAAACUCUCUGUCCUGGUACAAAAGUGUACUGCAAUCGGUUCUUUACAUCCAUUGAGGCUGUGAAUCGAAUGAUGGAGAAGCAAGUGUACCUGACUGGUACAGUUAGGAAGAACCGAGUUUUGGAAGCAGCGCGGAAGCUACCGAGCGACAAAACUAUGAAAAAGGAAGGGAGAGGUUCCUCGGCGCAGGUUACCACUGAAGAUGGGAAAAUUUGUGUUGUGAAGUGGUAUGACGACAAACCGGUGCUGAUGCUAUCAGUUGCUCAUGAUGCGCAGCCGGAAGACACCUGCCAGCGAUGGGACAAGAGACAGAGACAAUAUGUGACAAUCAGGCGACCGAGUGUUGUUCGCGAAUACGAAAAUAACAUGGGUGGGAUUGACAUCGUAGACAGGACGAUUAGUUACUACAGAAUGACUGACCGUACCAAGAAGUGGACGCUUCGGAUGCUCAUGCACUUCACAGACAUUGCUUUAGCCAACAGCUGGCUACUGUACCGCCAAGACCACACCAUGCGCAGCACGCCAAAAAAGUGCAUCAUGCAGUUUCUCGAAUUUCGAAUGGAAGUGGCCAAGACAUUCUUGGCCCAGCAUAACCAUGUACAGGAAGACAUUAUACACUUCUCAGAACAGGGAUACAACACAGAGCAUUUGGAGCCGGAGAAAAAGCGUUUUGUGAAGGAAUUGCCUCACAUCUCAGUCCGCAGGAGGGCUAACGCACAUCUCCCCGAGGUGGUCAACCUGAAGAAUGCAGCGCGAUGCAGAGCGGCAGGCUGCUCCGGAAAAACUAGAGUUCGGUGUGCAACGUGCAAGGUGUUCCUGUGCUUGCAAGCUGCACGCAACUGUUACACGGUGUUUCACAGCGGUUAGGUGUGAACAGCAGACGAAAAAGGACAAUUUUAGUUUGGAGUAGCUGUAGUUUCUUGUAAAUUUUGUCUCAUGUUGAAACCGUUACAUAUGCAACAGUGAAAAUGACAAAUGUUCAGGACAGAAAUAAAAGAAAUUUGCACUUCAAA